AUGGCACCGGGGAGAGGGGAGGCAUGCGGCGGCCGAGGGAUUGCGGGGACGUGCGUGGCUGCCCAGGCUGCCCUCUGCAAGGCCACGGCUGGGCACCGGCAGCUGGUGCUGCAGCUUGGGGGCAGCGCCGAUGGCCCCCGGCUGCGGGAGGAGCGGCGCAGGAGGAGGGCGGAGGGCAGCCGGCGAGGGGGGGGUCCCACGCAGACCCCGGCUGCCCCAUGCCUGGAGGAAGAGAUCGAGCAGGUGAGAGCCACACUGGGAGAGAUGGAGAGCAGAGCCAACAUCCCGCUGUGGACGGUGGAGGCCACACAGACGGCAGGCGGCACAGCAGCCCCCGCAGCCGGGGUGACCUGGGGGGGACCUCACACUGGGCACUGCUGCAGGGUGCUCUAA
Molecule: messenger RNA, 393 nt
Organism: Egretta garzetta (little egret)
Lineage: Eukaryota; Metazoa; Chordata; Aves; Pelecaniformes; Ardeidae
Exons: 2
Coding region: 1-393 (130 amino acids)
Source: RefSeq, a predicted model, not a curated record